GACCGGUAAAUCAGCUGUAUUAGCUCUAAAAAUAGACAAGUGUUUUUGUUUGUAUUUUGAUCUAGAAUUUUUUUUAAUAUUAAAAGAAAACAUUAUAAAAAUAGCACAGGCUGGUGCGUCAGAAAAAGGUAUAUGCAAUGCGGACGUGCCCACAAAAAAUAUGGAAUGGACUAGUAUUAAUCGCACUGCUAUUAUUAAAUUAUUAGAAAAUUGAAGGUGAGUUCGCAGAAUUGGUUGGCGCCAACCCCACUUACAAACAUUAUACGAGUCACUCGAUAUCACAGUCGUUCGAGGACUCGCUGACUGUUUAGAACGUUGAAAAUCAAUGCCAACUUUUUUGCGUACACAAGAGUUCGAUCAGCUCUUAGCUGCCUUCAGCAGCGCAGCACUAACAUCAGCAACUGCAACAAAAAACUCUACCAAUACGCGUUGCACCAGCAAAAAGAGUGGCAAACAGGUGAAUAGGAAUAUGAAAUCUGCAGCAGCAAGAAAUGGCACAAAAGCUAUAAAACGUGGCGCACGCAUACUUACCGAGAAGCCAUUCGCCUUUGUGCUGCAGUCAAAAUAUCGUAAGGAACGUUGUGACAAUUGCUUGAAAGCUUGUAAAGUGCUUAAAUGCGCUAACUGCCAAUAUGUAUACUACUGCAGUCGUGAGUGUCAAAUGCAAAGCUGGGGUGUACACAAAAUUGAAUGUCCAUUCCUAAAGCGCAUUUACCCGCGCAUUGUGCCCGAUGCGGCACGUAUGCUUUGUAAAUUAAUCAUACUAUUGGAUAAAGGUGGCGAUCUUGUACGUGGCUAUUAUACUGAUACCUGUUCACGGCGCUUUCGUGAUUUGAUGUCACAUUAUGGUGAAAUCAAAAAUGAUGUACGCAGAUUGGAGCAUUUAGAGUCCUUAUAUGCCGUACUGCAGGAUAUGAUGGGUGAGAGUGUUAUUGUGCCGAAUCUGACGGAGUUGACCAGUAUCUAUGGCAGGUUAAUUACGAAUGGCUUCAGCAUACUCGAUCCUGAAAUGAAUUCAAUCGCGACGGCGAUUUAUUUGGGUGUUUCGGUGACCGAUCAUAGUUGCAAACCAAAUGCCGUAGCCACCUUUGAGGGCACCACCUUGCAUAUACACGCAAUUGAAGAUAUAGAGUGUCUGGAUUGGUCCAAGAUAUUUAUUAGCUAUAUCGAUUUACUUAACACACCUGCUCAACGGCGUGCUGAAUUACAAGAAAAUUAUUAUUUCCUCUGUAUAUGUACGAAAUGCACUGAUGUACAGGAGACACAAGAAAUGUUGGCAGCAGUUUGUGCCAAUAAAAAUUGUAGAGAACUCGUUGACAUAAAUCUCAAUAAUUGCACGCGUUGUGGUGCUGGCGUGAGUCCAAAACAACGGAAUGUUUAUAAUGAGGCGCUUGCAAUGACAAAAACACACUUGGAAAAUAUGAAAGAUGUCGCAUAUCUUGAUGUUUGCAAAUUAUGCCUUGCCAAGCAAAAGGGCGUUUUACAUCCAUUCAAUGUUUGGCAUUUAAAAACUUUAGAUGCGGCAUUUGAGGCCGCCAUCGAUGUGUCUAAAUGGGCAGAGGCUUUGGAGUAUGGCAUAGAGUUAGUGCCCGGUUUUAGAAAAUACUAUGGCGAUUGGCAUCCAUUAUUGGGUAUGCUUUAUUUGAAAAUUGGCAAAAUUCAAUUAUACAAAAGUGAAUUAAAAGAGGCUAUAAAUAAUUUAAGGGAAGCACAAAAAAUACUCCAAAUAACACAUGGCCGCGAUCACAGUCUGCUACGUGAGCAAUUACAGCCAAUGCUUGCACAAGCUCUAGCAGAAAAUGCUGCAUAAAAUGUGUAAAUAUACAUAUAUAUUAUACUGUAUGUAUUAUAUAUUAUUUUGUAGGGAAAUUAGAAAAAUACAA
This is a messenger RNA of Ceratitis capitata (Mediterranean fruit fly), 1883 nucleotides long. RefSeq names its product histone-lysine N-methyltransferase SMYD3 (gene Smyd3). Lineage: Eukaryota; Metazoa; Arthropoda; Insecta; Diptera; Tephritidae. The transcript is spliced from 9 exons. Gene Ontology annotation, cellular component: nucleus. Bases 326 to 1810 code for a protein of 494 amino acids. The record is from RefSeq and is a predicted model, not a curated record. Gene Ontology annotation, molecular function: protein binding.